AACUCCAGGAGUUCGUCGACUUUGUCAACGAGAAGGCCGGUACGCAGCGCACGCCGAGGCGGCUUGCUCCCGACGGCCGGCCGUGUCGAGGCCAUCGAUGUGGUUGUCGGCGCCGACGGCGGUGUCUCCAAGACGACGCUCGAGUCGGUCGAGAAGAUCGUCGAGGGCCUCUCGGGCGACGAGCUCAAGCACGGCAACUUGUACGUCAAGGCCAUCAAGAAGAUCCUUGCCAAGGGCUCGGCGUACGUGACCAAGGAGAUUGCUCGCCUCGAGAACAUGCUCAAGGACGACAACGUGACGCCGCAGAAGAAGACGCUCUUCCUCCUCCGCAAGAACAUCCUCGAGGCGCUCAAGGCCGAGGCGUAA
Saprolegnia parasitica CBS 223.65 is the source of this 366-nucleotide messenger RNA. RefSeq lists its product as hypothetical. The transcript has a single exon. Lineage: Eukaryota; Oomycota; Saprolegniomycetes; Saprolegniales; Saprolegniaceae. Gene Ontology annotation, cellular component: endoplasmic reticulum. The annotation marks the transcript as partial. The record is from RefSeq and is a predicted model, not a curated record.